Anopheles aquasalis is the source of this 7021-nucleotide messenger RNA. RefSeq names its product lipid droplet defective (gene ldd). Lineage: Eukaryota; Metazoa; Arthropoda; Insecta; Diptera; Culicidae. Gene Ontology annotation, molecular function: ATP binding; lipid carrier activity; ATP hydrolysis activity. Gene Ontology annotation, cellular component: membrane; intracellular membrane-bounded organelle. Gene Ontology annotation, biological process: lipid transport; transmembrane transport. The record is from RefSeq and is a predicted model, not a curated record.
CGCAAUACCCGCGACGAUCAUUCGGCCGCAGCACCUCACACCGAACGGGUUGCUAGCGGAGUGCGAUCGUCGUGUUAACGCUUUCCCAGUCCCACAGUUUACCCUUUCUCCUCGAUCGAUCGUGCGGGCGUGACUGCCGUGUUUCUGUGUGUGUUUAAUGUACGUGAUCCUCAUCUUCCGUUCGCCUCCAUGCCAUCAAGCCGAUAACAGUGCCCUACCAACAGUGAACUAUAAACCACCGGCCCCGCGGGGGGUUUUUCGUGUCACGCGGAACGACCACGGAAGCAUUUAACACCAGGACGCGCCUUUAAACGGUGAAAAUAGGGUGCGUGCUUUAGUAAUUGAAAUUGAGCGUAACCGAAAACCGCUCCCCAUUCUGGGGGUAAGUGCGUGUCUAACGACGAACCGCGGCGGCCACCGGCAGUGUCGUGCCGCGCAUCUGGCGGGAAAGAAAGUGCCAAAAACGAAAAACGCAAAGUGACGAGCUCGUUUUUGUUUUUUUUUUUGUUCAAGUUUGUUUGUGGUGUGUGCAACGUGACUAACGACGCGAUCGAGACGAAAGUAAAAGUGUGGACCGAAAAUUUAAGUGAAGAAAGUGAAAAGGCGCAUUUCUCGAACGAAAAAAAAAGCAGCCAUUGGUUAGUUGGAUGUGUUAGGUCAUAGUGAGCCGUGACGCUCAUUAGUAGUUUCGUGACCCCCAAAAAAGGACUGUUGGGUGAACGUGAACGCGAGCAAGUUCUGCUUCCAAUCGUCGAGCUGCCACUGGUAGAACAACCACGGAAGCGAUAACAUGAAACUAUCCAGGCAUGCCGAUGGCAUGCAGAUACGGGCCCUACUGCGAAAGGAUUUCCUCGUCCGGAUACGACAACCAUGGAUGACGCUCAUUCAGUACCUUUGGCCGUGCAUGAUCUUCGUCGCACUGUAUGUCCUGAGAAACCGCUUCCAACCGACCGCAAUCGGUGACUGCCAGUUCCCUACGCGACACCUGCAGGCCAACGGUAUACUGCCCUUCUUCCAGUCCUACAUCUGUACCUUCGAGAACGAGUGUUCCGAUCCGAAGGCAUUCGCCGAGACGGAGGAAUUCAACGAUGCACCCGUCACACCGGUCGUUAACAUUGUGCAAACCUUCCUGGACAAUCAAGCUUUGUAUGAUGCCAUCGUGGACCUGCCGGUUGACCGGAACUUUAUCACCAGCGUUACCACGAUCGUAACGCACGGCAAAUUUAAGGAUAUCGAGCGUAACGGCGAUCGGUUGGUCAAGAUGUUGCCCACCAUCCGGCAGAAGGUUGGCGAAAACUUUGACAUCGAGCAGCUGUUCUCGGACGAUCGGACGUUCUCGAACUCGGGGAACAUUCUGUGCGGUCGACCGUUUCCGCGCAGCGAUAACAUCCGCUUCGUGGACAACAUUCUGUACACGCCCGACUACGCCGGUCCCGAUAAGGAUGAGCUGAGCGUUAUGCCGACGCCGUACUGCAAGCAGCUCUACCUGGACGUGACCAACACGAACAAUGGGAAGAUCACGUGGCGCUUUCUGAAACCGAUCCUGCAGGGCAAGAUACUGUACGGUCCGGCGAGCGAACGGAAUGACGAAAUUAUGAAAUUUGCUAACAAAACGUUCGCCGACAUGGGACGACUGAGGACGUUCUUCCGGUCGCUGGACACUACCUUGAAGCUGCUGCGCACCGAGGAGGACGUACGGGAAAGCUUCCAAUCGCUGAUCGAGCUGGCCAAGAGCCCGUUGGUGCAGAUGCUGACCGGUGGCAAUGUGAACAUGGAGCUGAUCGAGGGUAUCCUCAAUGGGAUCUUGAACGAUGAAUCGGUCGCCAAGGCGGUCAACACGAUUUCCAACAUAUUCGAUUGCUUCUCGGCCGAUCGUUUCAUCCCGGUACCGAACGAGAAGGUGCUGGAGGAUCGAGCGUUCGAGCUGAACCGCAAGAAGCUAUUCUUUGCCGCGGUUUUCUUCGAGAACGAUACGGCGCUUGGAGAGAAUGAGAUCUCGUACAAGAUUCGGAUGCGUACGGACGAUACACCGGUGACGAUUGAGGCUAGGAAUCGGUUUUGGUUCCCCGGGCCCGAAGCAAGCUUCGAGCUGGAUAUGCGAUACCAUCGAGGGUUUGUCCAGAUCCAGCAUGCGGUCGAUAUGGGUAUCAUAAGGCAGCAGAAGAAGCAUAAGUUUGAUCGUGAGCGAAGUGAGCCGAAUGAAGAAGCGUCGCUCUCUGGCACUGGUGAGCUGGAGCUAGACGACGAACUCGAUGGGGAUGAUGGCGAUGACGAGGAUGCUGAUGAUGAGCUCGAUGAUGAGACUGAUGCGGAUGGCGAUACUACUACGGUGGCCAGCGAGAAUGGUGCAACGAAGCCCGGUACUACCACCCCAAGCCCACAAACGACGACUGAAAACCUGGCACUACUGUUUACGGAUCUAAGCAAGCGUUUGAAUGUAUCCCAAGACGUACUAGAUCGCUUCGGUGGUGGAGCGGGAGCCAAUCGUACAGCUCUGGAUGAUUUCCUUGAUUUUAAAGAUGAAGAAGAAACGGAAACGGAGGCCAAUGAUGCAGCGACGACAACAGCGGGGGCCAUUUUGAGCCGAAAGAAGCGACAAUUCAACUUCCUAGAUCUCUUCCUGGGAGGCAAGAAAAAGGCCUCCGAUGAGGUGACGUACCGUGUGGCGGACGAGAAGUUCUAUACGAAGCAGUUCCCGUACCCGAAGUACACCAAAGAUGACUUCAAGAAGGGUAUCUACAUUGCCCAGAUAGUACAGAUGGCCUACUUCAUUGCGCUAAUUGUGCACGUCGCGUCGGCCGUUCAGCAGCGGAUCUGGAUGAAGGAGAGUGGCAACUCGAUGCUGAUGCGUGCGAUGGGCUUGAAGUCGGGCUCCGAAACCGUGGCCUGGACGGUCACUACGUUCAUCGAACUGAGCCUGGUGUUUCUGAUAGGGCUGAUCAUCCUGUACGAAGCUGACAUUCUCAUCUACUCGAGCCAAAUCUUUCUGUUCUGCUAUCUGGUCGUGUUCGGUGUUUGUCUGAUCGCAUUCUGUUACAUGUGUUCGAUGUUUUUCAAUUCAGCCAGCAUCGGUUCGGUGUCGAGCGUUAUUCUGUUUCUGAUAACCUUCCUACCGUACAUUCUUAUCAUCUCGCUCGGCACCACACUGUCGGCGGUCGGUAAAUUUUUCGCCAACCUGUCCUUUUCGACCGCCUUUUGCUAUGCCUGGCGGCACGUGAUGCGCAUGGAGUUGCAGAACCGUGGUGCCAGCUUUACGAAUGCCUUCCGGGGUGAUCUGGCAAACAAUGAUCUCAAGUACGGUAUCUUGAUGAUUCUGCUCGAUGCCGUUAUCUACUUUGCCAUCGGCUACCUGUACCAGUGGUUUAAGCAAGAUGAGACCACAUUCCAUACGGUGCGACGCAUUAGGCUGGACAAGAGUGUCGGUGCGGAUCUGCGCAACGUGGACGCAAGCUAUGAGAAGGGUGGAAAGAAGGUGCUGAGCGACGUUUCGAUAACAUUCCGGCGGGACGAGGUGACCUGUUUGCUGGGACGGAAUGGUGCUGGAAAGAGUACAAUCAUUAAACUCCUCACCGGUCAGGUGCUUCCGGACUCUGGCGAUGUACAUCUGCCGCUUGAUUACGAUUUCAUCUCCGGCAUCCGGAAUAACGCGGAAAAGAUUGGCCUUUGCCCGCAGAACGAUGUGCUGAUACCGAGCCUCACCGCCAAGGAGCACCUGCAACUGUACGCACGGAUUAAGCUGACGCGUGGCUUCGAUACGGAGGUUUCCCGUACGUUGGAAAAUCUUAAGAUGGGUCCGUACGCACACUACCGUGCGUCCGAUCUGUCCGGUGGUUUCAAGCGACGGCUAUGCAUUGCGAUCGCAUUCCUCGGAUCGCCCAACCUGGUGGUGCUGGAUGAACCGUGCAGCAGCGUGGACACCAAGGCACGGAAGUACAUUUGGGAGCUGAUUCAAACGUUGCGCCGUGAUCGAGCUGUUAUUUUGGCGACCCAUCAUCUGGAUGAGGCCGAGUGUCUAAGCGAUAAGAUUAUUAUGAUGGAGGAUGGUAAAGCAAUCUUGGAACAAUCGCAGGAAGACCUGAAGAAGCGGUUCACCAACACGAUCUAUCUGCGCAUUACGCUGAAACCCCAGCCCGAGGUGGAUCGUACGGCGACGGUAGCGGAGCUCAGCAAGCUGCUCGAUGGUUUGCCGGAUGUACGGUAUGAGAUGAGUGCGACCCUGAAUCAACUGGACUUCAAAAUUGCUUCCUCGACGAACGAUAGUCAGGUGUUGAACAUCGAACCACUGCUGGAACAUCUGCCACAGCUGCGAUCCGGCCGACAGAUCGAAUCGUUCGAUAUAAGAAACGAAAAUUUGCUCAACAUGUUCAACACCGUCAACGCUGGCGAUCCGCCGCAGAGCGAGAUUCAUCGCAAUGGAAACGGCACCAGCCAGCACGCGGUGAAUGGAUUCCACGGUCCAAAGACAAAGCCAAAGGCCCUCGGUACGGUGCCCAUGAUGGUGACCCUUUUCCGUAAGCGUUUGCUGCACUUCCUGCGCAACUACCGGCUGCUCGUGUGUCUGCUCGUACUACCGACAAUCUUUGAAAUCAUUGCCAUGGGUUUCAUGACGAUGCGACCACCGGGAGAGCACGAUCAGAUGGUAAACUUCUCGACCGCACUCUACCCGGGUGCAGCGGAGUUUUAUACCAACGCUAGCGAUCCCGAACCAUUCCGUGCUACGAUCGUCGAUGAGCUGCUGCAGCACUGUAACGGCACGACUGGUGAAUGUUUCACCUUCAACUCCUCACUGGAAGCGUACGAAUGGAUUCUGGCGACCAGCGAUGAGUUCACGGAACGCCGGUACGGUGGUGUGACGGUCAAUCGGGAGAAAAACAUCGUUUGGUACAACAACAAGGGUUACCACUCGAUGCCGACCUGGCUUAACCUGCUCGAUACGGCCGUUCUGCGGGCGGAACUGGACGAUCCGAGCAUUACGAUCCGCACCAUUAACCAUCCGCUGACGGUGGAGGAAGAUGAACUCUCCGUCUCAUCCAUGCUACAGCAGAUUGCGGAUGCGGGCAUUUCGCUGAUCAUGUUGCUAGCUUUCAGCAUGGUCAUCGCCGGUGCUUCGGUGUACAUCGUGAGUGAGCGUGUCCGGGGUGAAAAGUUACAGCAACGGCUGGCCGGAGUGAAUGUGCUGACAUACUGGACCGUGACCUACGUCUGGGAUGCACUGAUCUACCUCAUUGCACUCGGCCUAGCGGUGAUCGUGUUUAAAACGUUCGCGCUGCCGGCUUACGUUGCCCGGGAGCAACUCGAGGGCAUCUGUUUGCUGUUAGUGUUCUACGGUUUCGCAGCCAUUCCGGCGGUCCACCUGUUCGAGAAGCUCUUCACCGAUGCCAGCUUUGCGAAUAUGUCGAUCUUCUGCCUGAAUGUCAUCACCGCACUUGCCACGCUCACGAUCGUCAUACUGUUCGAUGUGAUCGGGGAUAGUGAUGAAUCGGAACGGAUCCGUAACCUGCUUAACCGGGCGUUCCUGGUGUUGCCGCAGCAUGCGCUGGCCGAUGGGUUGAUCGAACUGUCGAAGAACUAUAUAACGGCGGAGAUCUUCAAGCGGUAUUACAUCGAUUCGUACAAAUCCCCGCUGGGCAGUGAUCUGCUGCAGCCCCAUCUGAUUGCACUCGUGUCGAUGGGUGUAAUCUUUAUGCUGCUGAAUGUGGCCAUCGAGUACAAGUGGGUACAGAAGCUAGCUAACCGAGCGUUGCACGGAUCGGCGAAUGAAAAGGUGUACCAGCUGAAUGGUGUUGAGGCGAGCGGGGCACUGGAUCACAAUGGAACUGGCAGCAAGAAGAAAUCGCUGCCGGCCGAUCAGAUUCUUUCGGUGGAUCAGUUGAGGAAACGAUACGGUACUUGUGGUGGUGGUGGCGGUGGUAGUACCGGACAGGAGGUGGUUAAGAACGUUUCCUUCAAGUUGCACUACGGCGAGUGCUUUGGGUUGCUCGGAACGAAUGGUGCAGGCAAAUCGACGAUCUUUGCUAUUCUUUCAGGCGAGCUGCUACCGUCUGGUGGUAGCUUCACAUUCUACAGUCAGCACGGUCCAUCGUACUGUCCGCAAAACAAUUUCCUCGAUCCACUGCUCACGGUCGAGGAGGUGAUUGAGUUCUAUGGUCAGCUGCGUAAUGUCGAGUCGAUCGAGAAGCUGAUCACGGAAACGCUUAGCGAGUACCAUCUGGAGGUGUACCGGAAGGUGCUGGUGAAGAAUCUGAGUGGUGGCAAUCGGCGUAAGCUGUGUGUGGCCGUCGCUUGCUUCGGGCAGUCGGAGAUUAUCCUGAUGGAUGAACCGACGAGUGAUCUCGAUCCGGUUACGCGCUCUAUCGUGUACCGUACGAUCGAACGGUUGAAUGCACAGAACCGCUCCAUUCUGCUGACGUCACACAGCAUCUCGGAGAUCGAUCGUAUCUGUCAGCGAAUAGCGGUGCUGAGGGAUGGCCAUCUGCUUACGGUGGAUACGCCCGAUCGGUUAAAGGAACGCUUCGGUAAUUGCUACCAGGUGACACUUUACCUCGAGGGUGUACGUGAUGUCGAUUUCACAAGGGUGGUGAAGCGUGAAUUCAACGUAACCCGUGACAUUCUGCUACACAAUGGUUCCGUCCAGUUCGUGUGCCAGGUACGGGCGGAUGGUGGGCGUGAGGAAAAUGGAAAAUCACACAAAAACGGUCACGUUACGAUUAUGUUGGCCGAAAAUGGUAACGGUACUGCCACACCGGCCGGUGCUGUCCAGACGGCAAGCGAACUGUUCCUUAAGCUACAUCGAUUCGCCCGGGAGAACCAGUUACGGUACACGAUUUCACGGUGCCAGAUGGAUCAGAUUUUUGAAAACAUUCUCCAAAACCACGAUGAAGACCAUGCCAAUCCAGCGUUCGUGGAUAGCUAGACAGCGACAUUUGACAGCCUUCCGUAUGCGGCAGCAUGUACAUAGAUAUAAUGAUAAGCCCUUUUUUUUUAAAUGGAUCUUUUGAGAUAAUAAAUGGUAACAGUAAAC